Molecule: messenger RNA, 4260 nt
Organism: Stylonychia lemnae
Lineage: Eukaryota; Ciliophora; Spirotrichea; Sporadotrichida; Oxytrichidae
Source: the annotation of a GenBank genome assembly
AUGGAGAUAAAAACAGUCUUGGAUCUUAAAGAUUUAGACUCCCUUAAUUAGUCUGUGUUCAUACCAGCACGUAAGACGGGAAUACUAGGAUUUGCCACUCUAGCAGUCUAGCCCCCUUAUGAGCAGCAUAAAAUGUAAUUAAGGCAGCUCUAUGUGCAGCAAUAGAGCAAUGAAAAUCUAGGGUUACAAACUGACAAAGAAAAGGAGGUAUAGUCCUAUCUAGAAAAUUUGCAAUCCAUUUGCUACCUUAAUGGUGUUAAAAUUGACAACAUACUCAUUAGAACUCUGGCACCAGGCAUGGGAAAAACAGCGAGUCUCUCGCCAAGUAAGAAGCAGUCUGUAAGUUUGAUAGACGGGGAUGCUCUGGAGGUUCUUAAAUAAACAACAAUAUCCCAUUACACCAUUACGACUUGCCUUGGAUAAAAGAGAUAUAUCUCAUUUUUGUUGUGCUACGAACCGAUAUAUGUGGGUCUUAUUCCUCAAACUCAUCUCUAAUAAGCAAUGAAUGAGUUUGUCUUACUGCCCUUCGCUUACGUGAUCGUGCAGGAUUCCCCUGCAUUCGAUUUUUCCAAGCAGAUACUGAAGGGGGUCUUUGAGACUUCUAUUCUUCCUUAUUACUAAAUGCUGUGCAUUAUUGAUUAAUCCUCAAUGAAGCAGUAAUCUUACAUCCAACCUCUGAAAGUUGACCUGCUACUUUGUUAUAUGUUCAAAAUCAUUAACAGACCUCUCGAUGAUAUCAACGUGAAAAUUCUGAGUGACCUUAGAGACAACGGUACUCCCAUCGUUUAUGAAGAAUGCAUACAGAUUUACGAUUUCUUAGUAAGUGAUGACAUCAAGAUUCAGAAACCCUUGUCCAUUAAUUCUGAGUUUCUAUAUAAAAGCAAUCUCUCACUCAAAAACUUGCUUUCAAGAGUUUCCCUCCAAAACAUUGUCUAGCUCAUGAAUUGCCUUCUACUCUAGAAAAAAUUAAUAAUCAUUUCUAGGGAUACAAAUAUAAAUGCAUAUUUGAUAGAGUCUUUACUUGAGUUACUCGAGCCAUUAAAUUCAACAAUUUUCCUAAAUAUCACUAAUCUAAAAUAAGAAAUGAUUGAUUAUAUUGACAGUCCAGUCCCUUACGUCAUCGGAAUUUAGGAAUCAGUGUGGAACAAAAUAUUCAUGAGGAAGUGGAGCGAAGUUUCUGAUGAUACAGUUUGCUUUGUAAUUGAUACAGCUCUGCUUACUACGAAAGUGGACCUACCAAAUAGUCCAGAACCUAUGACCUCAAUAUUAUUAUAAACUUUGCAAGACAUCUUAUACAAGCAUAAUGGAUUAAAUGAUAAAGACUUGAAAAUAUACUUUAAACAAGCUUUUUUCAACUACAUCUUGCUAAUCAUUAAUGAUUAUCGCCCUUUCAAGGUUAAUUUUAAGGAAAUGGAAAAUGAAAAAAUAGAUCAAUUCGGAUCUUUCAAAGAAAGUUCUAUAAUAGGCCUGAGAUAAAUCUUUAAGUUUGACUCUUAUCUUGAGAGUUAAUAAAUAGAGAAUUACGAUUUUUAUUCGAUUUUCACAGAAACUCAACUUUUUAAUGACUUUAUUGAAAGGGCUCUCAGGACUAAUGUUGAUAGAAGUCUAAGCUAUUUCAUUGCAAGCUUGGAUGUGUUAAAGCAUUCUUAGAAUUUUUAAGAACUAUUGAACUUCCAAUAGCAAGUCAUCAAUGCUUUAUUGAUUGAAGCAUCCUCUAAAACAAUAACUUACUCAUUCUAAGAUAUCAUUGAAAGUUAUGAGAGAGCUCUAGCCUAAUUUGACAAGUCAGUAUAUGUUAAAUCUCUUCCUCUUCAUAACUCAAAUGACAACGGUAUAUUCUAUUUCAAUCCUGCUAACAUUAAUGUAAACAUCAUCUAUGAAAUAUAGAAAUAAAGUUGUAUUAGAAAUCUUAUUAAAAGGCCAACAGCUUCUAGAAAAAUAAAGCCUAGUAAAAAGAGUGAUCACAAUCUUAAUAAAUAAUGUUCAUUUGCCACCAAGCAGAAUGAAUCAAGAAACCAAAGCUCAUCUAUUAAGGAGAAUCAGUAACUUAUAUCUCAUGCUUACUUUUAAAAAGGACCUCAAAAGGUUUCAACCCCAAAAGGUCUUCCAAGUGAAAUAAAAUCUAUUGGCAAUUUUCUAUCAGAAGAUGAUAGUAAAAGCACGAAUAGUAAGGACCUUAAAGGAUCCUAAGAAGAAUCAAAGAGUGAGACUUCAAGUAUUAAGAGUUUCUUUAGAUUCACAUUCGAAAAAAUUUAAAGCAAGCUGAAAAGUAACAAAAAUGAGGCUCUACCAUUGUCAUAGUCAGGAACACCUCAAAAGCAGUUACAACUAAUGUUUGAUCCAUCUAAAUUCAAAGUCAUAAGUCUAUCAGGAAUCAGUAAUUAGGUAAAGGAGAUCAAGAGAUCCCCCGAUAGGCAAAAUCUUCCUAAUCAGGCCUAAUAUAAGACUAAUUAAUAACAACAGAACAAAUCAAUAUUUUCAACUGCUUUUGGGCCUAAAACAGGUAUCAGUUAUGGACGUCCUAAAUGCUACUCAGAGACAGCUUCAUCAUAAAUAAAGGGCUCUAUAUAGUAGUAAAUUCCAUCAAAUGUACAUUAUACGGUAGAUCCAAAUGGUCUGGAUGCUAGACCUUGUGCAAUUAGCAUUUCUAAUAAGUCCUUCCAUGACUCGCCCAACUCUUCAAGUUAUAUUAAUGAUUAGUCAUUUGCCCUUACUUAAAAGGGAAGGAAUGAGACUUCGUAAUCAGUUGUUAAAACAGAUACUGCAAUGUUCAGAACUUCCUCCACUAGAGAAACCCCAAUGAAUUAAAUGAAGCUUUUGAAUGUGAACACAAAUUAAAAAAACUAGAAUCAGUAGCAACUUGCAUAUUCCAUACUGAAUUCUGGAAUAAUGAUAGUAAGAGACAAGAAUAGAAAUACCAAGAGACUGGUUCAAAAGAUUAAUAUUAAUUUAGAUCCAGAAGAUUCACAUCAUAAGAGAUAGGCCUAAAGAUUAUUGCAGUCAUCAAUGCACACUAAUUAACCGUAAAUAUCGUAGUCACUUUCUAAUUCAAGUCUACCUAAUACUACCAACACAAACAGUUCAUCUCAAAAGACAAUAAACCCCUCAAGAAGUGGGGGCCUUGGCGGAAUCUAAAAUGGUAACAAAACUUAGCUAACCGCCAGUGGCUUGGAUUCACCGACUGAGCUAAGCUAGAAUCUGGUAUAAAAGUCCUCAGAAAAGAAAAUUAAAAACUAGUCCUUUAAAUAAAAUUCCUAUGCAGGAUCAAAGCCUGCAAGUAGUGGGCGAUAAAAAGCUAUAUCAUAAAAUCAGCCUUACUCACAGUAUGAUCAGAGCUUGAAAAAGGUGCACAUUACCGGUCCAAUUAUAUAGCCUUAGUAAAACUUCAAGUAAUACUAAACUAAGCCAAAAGCUACUCUCAAGAUUAAAAGAGAUAGUGAUAUUCCUAAGUCCUCGCUAGCCAACAAUCUUAAUACCAAUAUGAACAUUGGUUCUUUAGUAGCUAUUAAGAAGAAUUUUUCAGACAAGAAUACUCCGAUGUUCUCUCGUCAGGAUAAACAUAACACUAAUAGUGCUACUUCAUCUUUGAAUCAACAACCACUGGAGUUUUCUUAGGUUAAUAGUUCUCAUUAAUAAAGCAAUUCAAAGAAAAACAUUCUAAGUAAUCAAAAGUAAAGUGAGAUCAUUAGCAUUGAUGAUAACAUUGAUGGCUUCUAAGCUAGGAUCAGAUCAAUAUCUUAUCAAAUGAAUUAGCCAGAGUUUCAAUCUCAUCUUAAGUAUAAGAUGAAGAAGGACAAGUCGCUAAAAAACCUAUCAAACAGCAACAGUAAUCACAACAUACAGUCCCCUAGCCUACAGAAAGAACCGCUGCUUAAAGCCAAAGCUUUGAAACAGACACACAACACAGUGAGCAAGAUAGGGACUGGAGUUAGCGGAGACCAGCAUAUAUCAGUAUAAAAGAGCUAGAUUUAGUCUUUUAACGAAUAUUCGACUUACGAAAUUCAAUAGAAUCAGACAGUUCAAUAUGAACCUAUGAUUGAUACAGAGUUAUCUUCAGACACUCCAAAGAUGAAGUUCGACGGGCCUACACAAAAUUUUGACUAGAGCAGUUCUUCGAACCCACACAACACCAAGACAAUGGGGUAGUUGUAUGCAAGUGGCAGAAGGGAGCAGCAUAUGUCAAGUGAGGACCUUUAAUCUUAGUUUGGAGUAAUCACUCAUAAAUACUCUUAAGGGUAGCUAGAAAAAAUAAAUUAAUGA